Messenger RNA from Anoplophora glabripennis (Asian longhorned beetle), 3402 nucleotides. RefSeq lists its product as uncharacterized. Lineage: Eukaryota; Metazoa; Arthropoda; Insecta; Coleoptera; Cerambycidae. Bases 233 to 3292 code for a protein of 1019 amino acids. The transcript is spliced from 16 exons. The record is from RefSeq and is a predicted model, not a curated record.
UGUACGGUGUAUGACAGGUGUCUUAGUUAGUUAGUUAAUAAUAACAAAAAACAACAAAUAAACACUGUGGAGAUGUUGUAAAGUUCUGUGUGAAUAUGUUUUAUAUGGAUUUUAUCAAAUACAUCAUACUUUUCAUUCAGGGCAGAAGAGUUUUUCCAUUUUCUCCUGGCAAUAAGAUUUUGUUGCAGAAUUCACAUCAAUUAUUUGUUGGUCAGCACACAGGUGAAGUCCCAUGGGGCAAUGUAUGUCGCGUAAGGCCGCAGGCGCCUUUGCAGCAUCAGCAGCGGUAUCCCAUAAUCGACCAUCCAAAAUGCAAAGGCAUCAGUACCAGAGCCCCGACGAUGAGAACAACAAACCGCGCAGUCCUGUGGAUUCUAAUAAGCGGAUGGCUCACAGCAAAGGCGUCUCGAUGUCUUUCGGGUUCCGGCGACGUCCUAUGACGGCCCCGUCAAUCGCAUCGAACGCCAACGCCGCCAGACGGCUCGCCAACGCUGAUGUUAUAGACAGAAACGGCAACGAGCACACCGACACCGACGCCCUGACCAGCAAUGUCGCCCCUACCGGACGAUCGACGCCGCGGCUUGCCCCGCCGAAGAAGGAGCCGAACGCCACCAGGGUGUCCAGAUUUGGGUUCAGGCAAGGUCAAGGCAGUAGAUUAAAUAAAGUAGCAGACCUGAAUAGCAGCAACCCCGCGGAAUUCGGUAUCCAGAAUGGGAACAACAACGCCGCCAAGCGGACUAUUUCGGUAGGCAGGAACGCCUCGACGGGCCAGGAAAAUAACAGGGCGCGAGCAACGAUAAAGGUCGGGAUUCCACAGCCGCAGGUUGGAAGAUUUACUCUACAAUCCACAAAUUUACCUCGUCCAGAGCCAAUCCGUGUGAUAGAAACAAAAACAGCCAAAACUCUCGCCAACAACAAUAGACGCGUAGCGGGAAUGUACCAGCAACACGUCGAGGAUUCUUCAUCAAAGGACGGGUCCCUCACUGAAGAUUCGGGAGUUGGAAGUCAUAUCAGUGGUUACAUGGGAGACACUGAUAGUGUGCCCCAGGUGGAGCGUUUGGAGUCUUCUCCAACGUUCGGAGCGCGACGGAGGAGCAUCCAGCAGAAGCCUAGGAAUUUGGAAAUGGUGGUCACCAGCAACAAUACUUUCGACGUUAAAGAUCUGGAGGAUUCAAACGGUUCGUGUGAUAGCAUUCCGCCACCCCCAUUACCACAACUGCCUAGUGCUUUCAAUUCUUCAGAUAAUAAGAAAAGCUCAUAUCAAUCUUCUGGCCUAGUUCGUGAGCGCGCCGUAGAGUACCAACGCCACUUAGAGCGGGACAAUCGGGGUCGAAAAAUAUCUGCCACAUCGUCCGAGGGCUUCAGCGAUGAUUACGGAGAGGAAGAAAAGACUUACAAAGAACGGUUCAGGAGCGAAAAGACGUUUAUCAAAGCCACACCACACAAAACAUUCCUAAAAUCCAGAACCAAUGAAAUCAAAGAAGAUUCCAGCCCGCCUAGUUCAGAUGAACAUGAAUGGGUCCAUGGAGGCGAAGCCAUGGCAGACGAGAUAAGCUUUUCUCUCAGUUCCAGCGACGAGAGCAAGGAUAAGAACCAAGAAGAAUCCGUUCCGAUUUCGGCCGCAGUGAUAGGAUCCGCGUUGCAGAGUUUGAUGACUGGUUCGCUGUCGAAGUCCUUUACCACUACCGCAUCUAAUGAAGUAAAAAGUGUACUAUUAACUAUCGAGGAUCCGAAAUUUGCGGCGGUGGCAGCAGCGAGCAAUACAAGUUCCCUGCUAGACGAGGAAACCCUGUUGUCCCCCGCAGACAGUAUAAUAAGCUGCUCGGAGACGGAGGAAAUAAAGCGAAAGCACGACCGCAGCUCGUCCAACUCCAAAGAUAUCAAUGAGAAACUCACCCCUCCCAGUCCCGGCACGCCGACUAACGCGUCUCAUUCUCUCUCCCUGUCCGAUGGCAAGGACGACUUCCUGAUCGACGACGAGAUCGCCGACCAGCCAGCGCUCGUCUUCGAAGACACCAUCACGGCGCCGAACGACACCUUCAACGUGACUGUGUCGCAAAACAACUCGGAAAGCACCCCGACGAUCGUGGACUCAACGCCGAAGCAGAAGAGGAGAGUCCUGCCAGCCCUUGAAGGCAGUCCACUUAGCGUCAGGAGUAAGAAGUUCUUGCAGAGUCGGACUGGGUCUUUGGACACGCUGUCGCCUUGCGAAAGUAUAGCUAGCGACGAUUUGAUGAUGGACUACGAGUACAGUCAGAGUAGCGGAUUGGAGGAUUGUGAUAGACAAAGUAGUGGUUUUCCUUCCUUUAACGACACCACAAUGAUGAAAGUAGAUAGCACCCUCGAUUGCAGUAAACCAGCCAAAGACUGGAUAUUUUCUGGAAAUUUCAUUCCAAACGAGCAAGCAUUAAAGUGUAACACUUCUAGACCCCGCUUACUCCGUUCCAGAACAGGCACACCGAAUUCCGUUCCAGACUCGCCCAGAUCGCUCGAUGGUCGCACAGCCCGCCUUUCUCGACCAUCCGCGGCUAGCAGCCCCAUAAAACCCAGGAUAAAUCACUUAUCGUCCACCGGCUAUGAUUCUGACGAUUCCAUCCGGCUGGACAGGGCCAACCACACGGCGAUGAAGCAGGACAUCAUUAGCAUCAAGACGAUGCUGUUGAAACUUAGAAGAGUUCUAAAUGAGCAGACAGACGAAGAAAUAUUGAUGAGGUCGGAAACUCACAACCCAUUCGAAAGUCAGGCUGCUCUGACGAAUGGGCUCUUCAAUAGUCUCUGCCCCUCGGACACGGAGGCCACGCAAAACGAUGACAACGAGAGCGAGGCAAGGCUGGAACUUGCCGAAUUAAGGCGGCAGGUGCUGUUCCUUCAAGGGCAACUAGAAGACAAGGAGAAGACCGUACAGUCUCUCCAAGAACAGAUGAUUAAAUUGGCCAAUGAUAACUAUCAUUCAAAUUCUGCACCAGCUUCUACUAUAUCUCAUGAAAGCCAAAUGUGCAACGCAGCUACACAAACUGAAAGGAUUCGACCAAUUUCGGCGGGUCCCUCCCUGUUAAACGGUUCAUCGGUUGAUGGGAGUGCUGGGUCUCUAGUCAGUGCGAGUGAAACUCCAACACCUCGCAAAUCCCGCCAGCCAGUUCAAUCUGAUCCUCCCGCUUCAAAAAGGACGCCCUCGCGACUGUGGCGGCAGCCCGGGGAACCCCCCUCACCACAGCGCUACAGCAUUAAUUCAUCUUCGAUACCGAGGCGGGCUAACAGCCGCAAUAGAAUGCCUGCUUCCACUCCAUCGUGAUAAUUAUUUUAUUAUGGUAGGCUUAUUACUUUAUGAAAGAAGUACAUUCAUUGAAAAUGAAAUAAAAAUGAGGAAUUUUCAACUUAUUCAAUAAACAUAAGCAAAAUUGA